CGGGGAUGACAUUUCCAGGCUCUCAGAUGCGCCAGGAUUUCGGGAGCCCUGGCGAACCCCGCGCCGCGCUCCGCUGGGAGCGCCGGCCCGCAGCGAGAUGGACGAGAGCAAACCCCUGAAGGUGCGGCUGACCUUCUCCGUGAUCCUGGUGGGCAUCUCGCUGCUCUUCGCGGCCGUAGUGACCGACCACUGGGCCGUGCUCAGCCCCAGCGUGGAGGAGAACACCACCACCUGCGAGGCGGCGCAUUUCGGGCUCUGGAGACUCUGCACCAAGCACCUUUUCAUGCAGGAGCAAGGUCCCAAAGAGAAGAGCUGUGGGCCCAUCAGCCUGCCAGGAGACCACAACUGCUCCUACUUCAAGCACUUCACUCCUGGAGAGACCUCAGAGAUAUUUGAAGUGACCACCCAGAAAGAAUACAGCAUCUCAGCUGCAGCCAUUGCCAUCUUCAGCGUUGGCUUUGCCAUCAUCGGGACGAUCUGCGUGCUCCUGUCCUUCAGGAAGAAGAGGGAUUAUCUGCUGAAGCCAGCAUCCAUGUUCUACACCUUCGCAGGUCUCUGCAUCAUCAUCUCUGUUGAAGUCAUGAGGCAAUCCGUGAAGAGGAUGAUUGACAGCAAGGAGACAGCCUGGAUCCAGUACAGUUACUCCUGGUCCUUCGCCUGUGCCUGCGCCUCCUUCGUGCUGCUCUUCGUCUGCGGCAUCACCCUCCUCCUCAUCGCGCUGCCCCGCUUCCCCCAGAACCCCUGGGAGACCUGCAUGGAUGCAGAACCCGAGCACUGAUGCUCCCUGCAUCCAUGAAAAAUAUCCAGAAAGUGUUCUGAAAAGAUUUGUAUUUUUUAAAACGUCUGGGUCUCACUACACAAUGUGCUCUCUGUCGAGUGAGUCAUUACUGAACCACGGCAUGUUCGAUUGCAA
Lonchura striata (white-rumped munia) is the source of this 913-nucleotide messenger RNA. RefSeq names its product calcium voltage-gated channel auxiliary subunit gamma 1 (gene CACNG1). Gene Ontology annotation, biological process: calcium ion transmembrane transport; regulation of calcium ion transmembrane transport via high voltage-gated calcium channel. Gene Ontology annotation, cellular component: L-type voltage-gated calcium channel complex; membrane. The record is from RefSeq and is a predicted model, not a curated record. Gene Ontology annotation, molecular function: voltage-gated calcium channel activity; calcium channel regulator activity. NCBI's taxonomy places the organism in Eukaryota, Metazoa, Chordata, Aves, Passeriformes, Estrildidae.